This is a messenger RNA of Cadophora gregata, 2582 nucleotides long. RefSeq names its product Serine--tRNA ligase, mitochondrial (gene DIA4). Lineage: Eukaryota; Fungi; Ascomycota; Leotiomycetes; Helotiales; Ploettnerulaceae. The record is from RefSeq and is a predicted model, not a curated record. Gene Ontology annotation, biological process: mitochondrial seryl-tRNA aminoacylation. Gene Ontology annotation, cellular component: mitochondrion. Gene Ontology annotation, molecular function: ATP binding; serine-tRNA ligase activity; tRNA binding. Bases 117 to 1640 code for a protein of 507 amino acids. The transcript has 2 exons.
CUCCUCUAAAUAAAUACCUGCUGUGGGGCGCUACCUUUUCUGAAUUGGGGUUGAAGCUCGGAUAGCUGAGCUCCAACGUUGAAGCUCCUAAAGCUAACGACCUUCGACACUACAAAAUGUCAAUACCUCGACGCAGCUUCACCUGUCUACAAUGUCGUUUGCGAACUCUUCCCUGCCCUCCGCGACGUCUAUUUCACUCGUCUACAUCCUUCCGAUCCGAAACCCCUCGCCCCUCAGUUGCCCCAAAAUUCUCACUCGAUGUCAAACACAUCCGUCAGAAUGCCGCGCUGCACGAAAAAAAUUGCCUCGAUCGCAACUACAAAACUCAGGCUCAGUAUCCCGCACGGAUAAACAGCCUAUUCGAACAAUGGCACGCCUAUCAGCGUGAGGCGCGCAGCCUGCGCGAGCGGAACAAUCGAUUGAAGCUCCAGCUCGCCAAUCCGACCACCCUCCGUGAUGAGUCCUCUGACGAGGUCCAGCGCAUUCGGCAGAUGUCGAAGCAGGAGAUAAUUGAUGAAGCUAAAAUAUUGAAAGAACAGCUAUCUAAGAUUGAGGAACAGGAGACAGCUCUUACGACGGAAAUUGAUGCAUUGGCAGCAGCAAUACCAAAUAUUACGAGCAACGAGACACCCAAAGGAAACGAUCCUACAGUGGUGGGAUAUAUCAACGACCACCCGGAGCCAGAUCCCACGGCAUCAGAUCGAAUAUGGCGCUCGCAUGUCCACAUUGGUACUGAGCUUCACCUGCUGGAUUUUGCUGGGGCAGCAACCACAAGUGGAUGGGGAUGGUAUUAUCUUCUGAACGAAGCAGCGCAGCUCGAGCAAGCUCUUGUACAAUAUGCGCUCAGCGUAGCUAGGAAACGAGGAUGGGGAAUGGUCAGCCCACCGAGUAUGGUGUAUAGUCACAUCGCAGCAGCUUGUGGAUUCCAGCCAAGGGACCAAAAUGGAGAACAACAGAUUUACAAUAUCCAGCAGAAUGCAGGCGAUGUGGGACGGAAGCCAGAACUCAGUCUUGCAGGGACAGCCGAGAUCCCUCUAGCUGGAAUGAAAGCAAACAAAAUUCUCGAAGAGGCAGAUUUACCCAUGAAGCGGGUGGGUGUCUCAAGGAGCUACAGAGCGGAAGCUGGGGCAAGAGGUGUCGACACCAAGGGACUAUACCGAGUGCACGAGUUCACCAAAGUAGAGAUGUUUGCAUGGACAGCCCCUUCGGCUGAGGCUUCUACGAUCAUCUUCGACGAAAUGAUAUCUAUCCAAACAGAGAUCUUCACGAAUCUCAACUUGCAUUGCCGUAUAAUCGAAAUGCCUAGCACUGAUCUUGGCGCCUCAGCUACACGCAAAAGAGACAUUGAGGCAUUCUUUCCUUCACGAAGACCCAAAGAUGAUGGGUGGGGAGAAGUGUCAUCGGUGAGCACGUGUACGGAUUAUCAGACUAGAAGACUGGCCACCAGAGUCGACAUUCGGACACUCGGUGGCAAGAUUGCCUUUCCCUAUACUGUCAAUGGAACUGCCUUGGCAGUACCCAGAGUCAUUGCUGCUAUUCUGGAGAAUGGUUGGAACGAGGCCAAAGGAGAAGUUGCUAUACCCGAGGUACUUUGGCCUUGGAUGGACGGGCAGCAUGUCAUCCAAAAGAAGAGCCGUUGAUAUGACGGAAAAUGGCCUUGUAAGAUAAAUUGUACACCAUCUUCGUUCACUUUAUACCUGAUUGGCAUUCAGAACGACGAUUUUUACCAUGUUCUCUGGAUGUUGCCGCCAAAUGGCUGUGCUUGAGCCACUGCGGAAGAUAUCUAAAAUUGAAAUCUACUUGAGCGAAUUAUGUAUUCGACAUCUACUCAAAACAAUGUCCCUUCUAGCAUCAAUCAAGGCAUGUAUAGCGCUCUAUAUUGGGUGCGGAGCUGUUCCCUCCCCGACCUGGGUGCAGAAACGGUCAGCGAAGGCCCGGACAAGGACAGAUUCCGAGUAGGCGACGGGGCACAGGGAGAGCAUAUAUCAAUGGCUUGAGAAGGAAUUCUCGCGACGCCUAAAUUAGCAAGUAUUUUAAGUACAAGCCGUGGGCCUGACAACGACCAACACGCCAUGAAGAUGCCCUGUCCGAUAACCUGAUAUUCGAGUGAUUAGGAGCAGUGGGCCAGCAUGAAUACCAUGCAAGUACCACUAUGCCUAUAAAUCACUCACAACUCACAAUUAGGAGACAGUGUCAGUCUUCUUUUUUCAUGUCCAUGACUACUUAAUAUGUCGAGGAUGAAAUUAUGAUCUUGAAAUCUUAAUGAAUAUCCUCCGAAGAUCUAGAAUGCUGUAAAGUUUUGUUGCAGUCAUCUGAUCAUAUGGGAUAUUACCUGGUAACCCAGACUUUGUUCGUUUCCGGAUGGUCACAUCGAUGUUGACCGUAUCGUCAGAAAGGAGUUUACAGUACAGGUUUUGUCAGAUGUGCCGAUCCUAAUAUCUGAGAAUCAUUGAAUGAACGUGGUCACUAAGGGAAUCACGGAAUAUAUAGCCACAUAUUCAGAUUGCUGGAGAAUUCUCCUUUGCGUACUUUAAUCAAAUUUUGUUAAACAUUCAUCCAAGAUUCUGAUAACCUGGUUAAGG